CAAACAUUCCUCAGUUCUUCGGAUACGGAUGAUGAACCUAUAAAACAACUGCCAAAAGAAAUUCUUUUACGUAUAUUCUCCUAUUUGGAUGUGGUGUCUUUAUGCAGAUGUGCACAAGUCUGCAAAUAUUGGAAUGUGCUAGCCUUGGAUGGGUCGAGUUGGCAGAAAAUCAAUUUAUUUGAUUUUCAACGUGACAUCGAGGGUCCAGUUAUUGAAAAUAUAUCCCAACGAUGUGGUGGCUUUUUGAAAUUUCUUUCAUUGCGCGGCUGUCAAUCAGUUGUUGAUAAAUCAAUAAGAACAUUAGCAUUUCACUGCCCCAACAUAGAAAACUUGGACUUAUCCGAAUGCAAGAAGAUCACCGAUAUAUCGACACAGUCAAUAAGCAAAAACUGUGCAAGAUUAACAGCAAUCAAUUUGCAAUCGUGCUCUAAUAUAACCGAUGAUAGCUUGAAAUAUAUAUCGGAUGGUUGUCCGAACUUACUUGAAAUCAACAUUUCAUGGUGUCAUUUAAUCUCAGAGAAUGGCGUUGAGGCCUUGGCGCGCGGCUGUAAAAAGCUACGCAAAUUCUGCAGCAAAGGUUGUAAACAGGUCAACGACAAUGCCAUCACCUGCCUGGCCAAAUUCUGUCACGACCUAAUGGUGCUCAAUUUACACAGCUGUGAGUCAGUCACCGAUGCCUCGAUACGACAGAUCGCAGCCAAUUGUCCUAAAAUGCAAAAGCUGUGCGUUUCGAAAUGCGCCGAACUAACUGAUCUCUCACUUAUGGCUCUCUCACAGAACAAUCCGAUGCUGAAUACGCUCGAAGCGUCUGGUUGUCGUAAUUUCACCGAUAUCGGUUUUCAAGCAUUAGGCAAGAAUUGCAAAUAUUUGGAACGUAUGGACUUGGAGGAGUGCAAUCAGAUAACAGAUUUAACGCUGGCGCAUCUGGCUACCGGUUGCCCCAGUUUAGAGAAAUUGACCUUGUCGCAUUGCGAGCUUAUCACUGACGAUGGAAUACGUCAGCUGGCGGCUGGUUGUUGUGCAGCUGAAAGUUUAUCCGUCCUCGAAUUGGAUAAUUGUCCAUUAAUCACCGAUCGUACAUUAGAGCAUUUAGUAUCUUGUCACAAUUUACAAAGAAUCGAGCUAUUCGACUGCCAAAUGAUUUCGAGAGCAGCAAUACGAAAAUUAAAGAAUCAUCUACCAAAUAUUAAGGUACACGCCUAUUUUGCACCAGUAACACCGCCACCAGUCACCACUGGACAUCGCCCACGGUAUUGUCGCUGUUGUGAGAUUCUCUGAGAUUCGGCCAUCGGCUUCGCCAGGAAAUUCUUGUGCAAGGGCCCUACUGACUGAUGUUUGUAUAUAUUUACUAGUACAUUUUUAAUUGUUCUGACGAUCAUAAUGACAUCGCUAACACUCAUGUAUCUCUUCUCGAUGAUUUUUUAUGUUUUUUGAAAAUUAACUAAAAAUAUUAAAGAACAAAUGACAACAUGCAUAAAUAACUACAAAAACAACCACUACUAUAAUCACAAGAAUCACAAUUAAAAAUAGGAAAUAAAGCCAAUGCAAGUGGUGGCAUGAUUUAAUGUUUGCGAAAACUAGCUAAGGCAAUUGCAGUCAACCCAAGCAAAAAAAAAAACAAAGAUUAUGUUUGAAUAAUGCUCUGUAAUUGAAAUUUAUUGUAUAUGCAUAGGCAAAGCUUGUAAUUACGUGAUUGCACUGUAAAAAUAGAGCAGAAAUGUAAACAAACCAAAAAAAUGGAAAUUAAAUGCAAGGCGAAGUGAAAGCAAAAAUUAUUAAACGUAUUCAUGUAAAUUCGAAUUGAUUGAGACAAAUUCACUGAGUUUUUAAGUCAAAUGGACUUUAUAAGGCAAAGGAACGCGAUCUAUGUUAUAUUGUACGAAUAAAAGGUUUUGUUUUAACGAAAUUCUAAAAUCAAAAUAUAAUGCACAAAGCAAAAUUGAGAAUUAUAAAAGACUAAACGUUUAAAGCGAAAGAAAAAAAGAAGAAAAAAUAAGUAAUUAAUUUAUUGAAAUUCAAAAAAAAAAAAUCACUUAACUGCAGAAAAAUCAAUAAAAGAAGAAAAGUAAAUUUACAAAAGAAUUCGCGUAAGACGCUUUGCAAUUUUACAAAAUUUUCGCCGAUUUUUGUGUUUCGCGCACGCAUGCCGUAAAGUGAGUAUUAAGAAAAAAAAAAAACAUUAGCAAUACAGUUUGAGAAUUGAGAAGUGAACUGCGAAUUGGUAGAGUGGUUGAGGAGAAGGAAAAUGUUUGUAAUUGUAUUCGAUUGUGACUGUAUUUAGACAUGCAUAUCGUUACCUUAAUAGAGAAAGGCCCUAACUCAUACAGUCGUUGAAGUGCAAAAAA
Messenger RNA from Rhagoletis pomonella (apple maggot), 2345 nucleotides. RefSeq names its product F-box/LRR-repeat protein 20. Gene Ontology annotation, biological process: SCF-dependent proteasomal ubiquitin-dependent protein catabolic process. The record is from RefSeq and is a predicted model, not a curated record. Gene Ontology annotation, molecular function: protein binding. Gene Ontology annotation, cellular component: SCF ubiquitin ligase complex. Lineage: Eukaryota; Metazoa; Arthropoda; Insecta; Diptera; Tephritidae.